UCGCGAGGUGGUUCGCUCCGGCCGCGCGGCGCUCGCCGGUUCCGGGGCUGGCGGGCGCGGGUAGCUGCGCAGCGCGCACCGGCUGGCCCUGGCACCGCGGGCCGCGUCGCGAUGCUGCAGCUGCUCGUGCCCCUGCUGGGCUUGGCGCUCGCCUACUUCGCGCUGCUGGACGGGUGGUACCUGCUGCGCGUCCCGUGCGCCGUGCUGCGCGCGCGCCUGCUGCAGCCGCGCGUCCGGGACCUGCUGGCCGAGCAGCGCUACGCGGGCCGCGUGCUGCCCUCGGACCUGGACCUGCUGCUGCACAUGAACAACGCGCGCUACUUGCGCGAGGCCGACGUGGCGCGCGCCGCGCACCUGGCCCGCUGUGGGGUGCUCGGGGCGCUGCGCACGCUCGGGGCGCGCGCCGUGCUGGCUGCCUCGUGCGCGCGCUACCGCCGCUCGCUGCGCCUGCUCGAGCCCUUCGAAGUGCGCACCCGCCUGCUGGGCUGGGACGACCGCGCCUUCUACCUCGAGGCGCGCUUCGUCAGCCUGCGCGACGGCUUCCUGUGCGCGCUGCUGCGCUCCCGCCAGCACGUGCUGGGCACCUCGCCGGAGCGCGUCGUGCAGCACCUGUGCAAGCGCAGGGUGGAGCCGCCGGAGCUGCCGGAAGACCUGCAGCACUGGGUCGCCUACAACGAGGCCAGCAGCCGGCUGCUCCGGGCCGAGAGCGGGCUCGGCGACGAAGUCGGCAAGGACCAGUGACCAUCCCCGCCUGCCGGCCACUACCAGGCAGUCACCGCCGCCCCGCCCCCGCCUGCCGGGGCGCACACUGCAGGAUGGGCUGGCCCGGCUCUCCGAGCUGAGGUGGCCUGCGACCAGCAAGGCCCCCUUCACUCGCUCGGCCCUCCCCCACCCCAUUACUGACGGCCCUCUGAGCCUCCCCGCUGAGCAUGGGAUGGGGUGAUCUAGGCGCCCCGUCCUCCGGGCAGAGGCGGUGAGUGAAGAGGGAGGCCCAGGGUCCUUGGCGCUGGGACCGGGUCCAGAGCUAGCUCGGAGCUCAGGGACCACCUGGAGCCGUGCUGGGCACCGAGCCGCAGUGGGAGACGGUGGGGGGCGGGGCAGGGCCGGGGCCGUCCCUCGGGCUGCAGGUGAGGGUGGCCGGCCCGGGGCGGCGUCGAGCAGGGCGGAGGGCACGGGGCUUCUGUGGAGGUGGCGAGCUUCCUGUGGC
This is a messenger RNA of Eptesicus fuscus (big brown bat), 1207 nucleotides long. RefSeq names its product thioesterase superfamily member 6 (gene THEM6). NCBI's taxonomy places the organism in Eukaryota, Metazoa, Chordata, Mammalia, Chiroptera, Vespertilionidae. Bases 112 to 741 code for a protein of 209 amino acids. The transcript is spliced from 2 exons. The record is from RefSeq and is a predicted model, not a curated record.